CAGGCAUACAUAUCGCCAGUUAUUGGCAGCUUUUGUUUGCCCUCCCAGAUUUUUUACCGCAGCCAGGGACCAUUAAGUUGGCAGUGCAUCACCAAUUGUUGCUUGUUUUAAUGAGGCUCCGCCUUGGCUUGAUGUUCACAGAUCUAGGAAAGUGGUUUGGAAUAAGUAGGACUAUCGCUUGUGAGAUCUUUGCGGUCUAGAGACCUAUACUCUCAAGGUUUAUGAAAGAAAAAAUAAUAGCUUGAUUGCCUAGAGAUACUCUGGAGAGAAUAUGGCCUCAGAGCUUCAGUGUACAUCAUCCCAAAGCAACAUGCGUUAUAGACUGUACAGAGAUAUUUGUACAAAGGCCAAAUAACUUAAGGAAACAAGCCCAAACAUACAGCAAUUACAAGCACCAUAAUACAUACAAAGCCCUUAUAUUGCAUAGCUCCCAAUGGCUUUGUGAUGUUUGUGUCCAAAUUGUUUGGUGGGAGGGCUAGUGAUACUUUUAUCACACGGAACGGUGGUCUUAUUAGUCAUCUCGUAGCUGUGCAUCCAGCAACACAGCAUUUAAUUUUCUUUUCACGUCUGAUUCCACGGCACGUCUGAUGCCUCACUGCUGGUAAUCCUAACUUGUCUCUGGUCUAGCCAAAAUUGACAAUCCGGGCCCUUUGAUUUUGUUUCAAUUUUCUCUCUCUGAUCUUUCCCACAUUUUACAUAUUUUUCAAACACUGCAUUGCAGGGGUUACAUUUGUGUUCAGCACACUGUUCAUGCUCUCUGGGUAGCUCAUUGGUUGCUUUUUCCUGUGGGUGUGCAGUCAGCACCUGAUGCAAAAUGCUCCCAGGUAUCAUGGCUAAGUCGGCCAACUCGGGGGAUGAGAAGUGUUGAAUGACCUCUGCAUCAGUCUCAAAUGCCAUGGAGGUAGCUUUCAUACUUUUACCCUGUUCAUGGUCUGGCCCUUGAAUGUUCUCAAUCGUGUCUGGUACCACAAUCCUCCAAGUUGAUUGGUUCCAGGCACACAGUUGGUCCGUGCAGGCUGUACCUGUGAAGCCUUGAGUCACAGCAUCUUUCAGCUUGUAAAGUAGACCUGCUGUCUGACUGCAACACUUCUCUCUGCAAUCACAGUGCACAUCUACAACUUUUCCAUCCAUCCUUCCAUCUGCAGAGUUAUUUGUACACUAUGAGUGUUGUUAAUGGUCUUUGAAAAUCGGACAGGUCCUUUUAGAACUGUGUGUUUAUCAUCUGGUAGAGUGUGCAUUAUUUGACUAACCCAUCCAGAGCUCAGGUAAUUUUGACCCUCUAUCAGGGACCUCUAGUUGGCAUUUUGUUGAUCAUCGGUUGCCAGGCGAUGGAGAAAAUACUCUUGAAUACCUUUAAAACAACAGAAGGGGCGCGUUGGGGCAGUAGUAACAUUACUGUAAUGUCUGUUGUUAACGUUUGAUUUGCUUGACUGUGACUCUCACUCUGAGGACCAACAACAGUUUACAGCAGUUAGCUGUACCUUAGCUGUACCUUACCCUUUCCUUUAGAAAUUUAAACGCUGAUUUAGAAGUUUUUUGUUUUUGUUUUUUUUACUUAUACAUUUAAUUAUAGUCAAAUACAAAGCAAAAUAGACAAAACAAAAUACAUACAAUAUUACAUCAGAUACACAACAUAAAGGGGUACAGCCACAGUCACAAUAGGCCAAGGUGGACAGGCUGGUAGGCAGAAAAAAAAAUACACAUUAAUAAACCUUUGAGGUCACAUACGACUCAUACAGAAUCAGAGUUCUCACGGCCUUAGUAUUUUUUGUGUACCUAAUUGAAUCAAUCAUAAAAACAGAAAAGAAUGGUUUAGGACCACUGAAUUUGCUCCUAUGGAUGUGGUACCAAAGCAUAAAACAUACCAAAGAAAACAUCCUUAAAGCAAAAUGAAAAAUCUGAGAUUAAUACUGUGGGAAUGAAUUUUAGGAACUCUGACCAGAAUUUCACUGUAUGGGGACAACUCCAAAAAAGAUGUGACACGUUUUAAUCAGUGCUAUUACAAAAUGAGCAGUUAGACUCAAUAUCCUGCUUGUAUCUUUUAAGAAAGGAUUUUGCUGGGUAAAACCUGUGUAGUAGUUUAAAUGAAAUCUCUCUCACUUUAUUGGUAACAAUGUAUUUGAAAGGCAAGGACCACACUUUCUUCCAAGGAAUAUUCUCUACUAUACCAUUCCAGUAUGGAAUAACAUAGGGAAUAGUAACAAUGUCAGCCUGGAAUAACGCUCUGAUUUUCCUAUUGAUACUGUGAUUUUUUUUUUUUACUGAAAAGCAUAGACGACCCACAGUAGUAUCAAGUUAGUAAGAUGAGUAACUGGUUGUGGGGGAGUAUUUCCCUUUAACAACAUUAUAAUCCCAGUGGGAAUUGCAUCAAAAACAGCAUAUUCCUUGACAGUUACUGGAAUUUGAUAUCUUCUUAGAUUUAGAAGUUUUUGUUUUUUGUGGUUAAUAUAAUUAUUAACAAUCAUUUCUAUAGACAUAGAGACACAAGCAGGGGUGCAUACAUACAGAAUAACAUCAAACAUAGACAAAGGCAGGGUCAAAGGAGAGGAAGAAAAAAAUAAAUGCUGAAAUCAGACAUUUGUCGUAGAGUAAAAAGUCCCAUAUAUAAGAACAGUUCUUUGUGCCUUAGCAUUUUUGGAGAGUCUUAUAGAGUCCAUAUAAUUGUUCAAGUCGAUCAACAAGGCAGGAAAAUAAGGUUUACCACCACUGAACUUGCACUUAUGUAUAUGAAACUUUGCAAGCAAGAAUAAUAGGUUUAUAAUGAAGUAUUUACCUUCUCAUAAUUAAACAUACCAAAGAAGACAUCUUUAAAACAGAAAGAAAUACCAGUGUGUAUGAAUCUUUGAACGUUAGUUCAAAACUUAGCUGUAUGAGGACAGUUCCAAAAUAGAUGCUGUACACUCUCCAUAGAAAUAUUGCAGAAAGAACAGGUUGUCUCAAUAUCUUGUUUGAAGAAAUGAUCUUACAGGGUAGAUUUUGUGAAUUAGUUUAAAUGAAACUUCUCUUAUUUUGUUAGUAACAAAAUACUUGAAAGGCAAUGACCAAAGUUUUCUCCAUGGUAUAUUCUCUGUAACACUAUUCCAGAAAGGGAUAAUAUAGGAAACCGUAACAAUGUCUUUUUGAAGUAAUGCUCUAAUGAUCCUAUUUCUGUUAUGAUGUCUUGGAGAGACAUAAGUCACCCACAACAGUGUCAGAUAAGGCAGUUAAAUGAGCAAGGUGUGUAGGGGGUAAAUUACCCUUUAAGAGUAUUAUGAUUCCUGUAGGAAUUGCAUCGAACACAAUAGCAUAUUCCUUAGCAGUUACAGGUAUACGAUAUUUUCUUAAAAAUGGGUAUCCGUAUAGCCUACCAUUUGGGUCAAAGAGCUGACUAACAAGACUAAGAGAAGUUAUGUUUGAAUAUGAGACACCGUCCCAAAAGCAUCUGUGGAAAUUUGACCAUUUCAUUGGGAGUUUACUAACAUUAAGGUCACACCAAUAGAAAUUCCAAGCCACCAACUUGGGAAAAGAUGUAGUUGGGGAUAGAGUUCCAAAGGGAUGUUGGGUUAUUCAUGAAUUGUCUGAUCCAGUUCAUUUUUAAGUGUUGUGAAAUCUAUGAAGUUCAUACCCUCACAGUGGUUGGGGUUCAUUACAACAGUUUUUUUAUAUAGUGUAUGCUAUUUUUCCAUAUAAAGUUGAAUAACAUCUAUUUUUUUCAAUAGAGCAUUGUCAACGGCCAAGGCCAUAUAGCACUGUGAGUCUAGAAAUGCCAUCAGCUUUCAAGAGAACUCCGCCUCAUAGAAAAAUCCCUUUGUAACCAUGAGUAGCUUUUUCUGUGUUUUAAUAUUAAUCGGGUUAAAAUUUGAGGCAGAUCUAGUAUUUUGGUCUUUGGAAAUUGUAAUACCUAAUUAUGUAACUUCAUUUCUCACAGGGAUAUUAUAAAUAGAGAGCAUAGAGCACUAUUUUAUGGACAGAAGCUCACAUUUUAUUUAAGGCUGCCCUAUCUCACUAUAUUUAUUUUUAAUAGCCUCUCAACUCCUAGCUCUUCAUAUUUCAAAUAGUACUCUCUACAAGGAAUCUCAGUCGCUGGUAGACAAACUAUUAUUAGUCAACUGGCUGACGACACCAUUCUCUUUCUUAACGACGCUUCCCAAGUUCCACUCUCGUUAGAUAUCAUCAAAACUUUCUCUGAAGCUUCUGGUCUCCAUCUUAGAUUUAGAAGUUUUUUGUUUAACAUACAGACGCAUUACGUCACUUUUAAACAUUGAAAGUAAAUGAUCACUGUAACUAGCAGAAUCGCUACUGGACCGUCAGCGGACUGAAGGUGACAUACUUCCGCUGAUAUUAGGUCAGCCACCGCGAAUACUUCCUAGCCUACUCCACGUUCUGGUAAGCUAGGUGCUACGCUAGUUGACAUGAAAAAGUCAAAGUUUAAAUACCAGAGAGUGUCUGGUAGUACAACUGCCGAACACUGUUGUGUGCCACAGUGCCAUGCAUCUGCAAAGUACAAUACUGUACUAAGUUUUUUUACUUUUCCUGCUGAUGAGGAGGUGAGGCGCAAGUGGAUCGUCGCUAUCUGCAGGGAUAAAGUCACUGCUCACACCCGGGUGUGUAGCCGGCACUUCAAAACGGAAGACCUCCGUGAACCAGCAUCAGAAACAGGCCGACGGCUGUUAAAAAAGGGUGCUGUUCCUGUAUUAUUUAAGUGGAACAACUACUCCUUUCCACCCACAAGACCUGGGGUUUUGGAGAAAAGGGAAAGACCGCCGCCAGAGGAUGACAGGGAGGAUACAGUGGUCCCGGACCACGUAACAUUUGACGUCCCCGUGCAACACGACUCGAAACCUGAAGGAUCAAGGCCGUUUCAAAGCAACCGGGGGCGUCUAUGCUUGCAAGCCAUCAAAGGUGUGGCAGCACAGGACUCGUCUAGUCCAGUCUUUGUGCCUUCUGUGUUUCCAUGGUCACAACAAAGCCAAAAACUCAAUACAAACAUGGGAAGAAACCAGAGGAAAAGGCUAAUAGAUGACGUGGGCACCCCACCACAUCAACCUGUGGCUUUGACUACGAAGCAAGGUUCAGCAGGUCACCUAGCUAAGCGAGCUCCCGAAGUGAAAAAAGAGGAUGUUAUUGAAGUUAUUGUCGGGGAAACUGGAGAGGGGACACCUACUACUAACGUUUCUGAGUCACCUGAGACGUUCAACAUCGAGGGGCGCUAUGCAGCGGGAACUUGGGAACAAGCCACAGUGGAGGCCAUCAUGAGCUUGAGGUCGCUAGGCACCACAGUCACUGCCACUCAGGUUGCUCAGACUAUAAUUGCAAAUCUCAAAGACGAGAACGACUUCGUUCGUGCACAUAAUGCUAACCUGCGCUCCGAAUUGAAUGCGAAGCAGUGGACACAUGAACAGGAAAUCGGUGAUCUUCAGGAGAGACUGGAGAGGUUGAAACAGAAGUGUUCAUGUGGCGCCAUAUCAGAAAAGACAGACACCAGCUCAGAGGCGGCACUUUCAGAUGUCAUGGUUGCCGAGAUAAAGACUGAGCACAUUUCAUAUGUUGAUGGGUUAGAAAUAGCAAGGACAUAGCAAUUGCUAAAAAAAACAUUACAUGUUUCAUAUCACAUUUUGUUGUCAAAGAAAAAAUAGCAUAGAAUGUUUUUUUCCCCAACACUAAAUCCUUUGUAGAGCCAUUUAAAAUUACACACAGUUGGAUGCAUAUGGAUGACUUCUGAGGAUUUAUUUUGGUUUCCAAUACAUUGGAAUUGUAU
Molecule: messenger RNA, 5737 nt
Organism: Alosa alosa (allis shad)
Lineage: Eukaryota; Metazoa; Chordata; Actinopteri; Clupeiformes; Clupeidae
Exons: 4
Coding region: 4392-5555 (387 amino acids)
Molecular function (GO): sequence-specific DNA binding
Source: RefSeq, a predicted model, not a curated record